Mauremys reevesii (Reeves's turtle) is the source of this 2883-nucleotide messenger RNA. It is a transcript of the gene GABRA4, whose product is annotated as gamma-aminobutyric acid type A receptor subunit alpha4. The record is from RefSeq and is a predicted model, not a curated record. Lineage: Eukaryota; Metazoa; Chordata; Testudines; Geoemydidae. Gene Ontology annotation, molecular function: benzodiazepine receptor activity; transmitter-gated monoatomic ion channel activity involved in regulation of postsynaptic membrane potential; GABA-gated chloride ion channel activity. The transcript has 11 exons. Gene Ontology annotation, biological process: signal transduction; synaptic transmission, GABAergic; chloride transport. Gene Ontology annotation, cellular component: synapse; neuron projection; GABA-A receptor complex. Bases 904 to 2382 code for a protein of 492 amino acids.
AUAUAAUGGAAAUGAUUUAGGUCAUCACAGCUGGUGUCAUCAUUAUGGGGAAAAAAACCCAAAACCAACCAACCACAAAAUAACCAGCUCUUGAAUGUGCAAGCUAUCUGCUCUCUCUGUGUGGCAUCUCCAGGUUUCUAUCCAAGGGUAAUUAGCUCUAUUGCAUCCAUUUUGGGUGUGCACUGUUUUUAACACUGCAGCUACAAUCCUCUCCCCCACCCCUUAUUUUAUACCACGAUCUACGUGGGAAAAAGUCUCCUUUCAAACCUCCUACACCCAGGAAAUACAUGCGCCAGGCUUUCAUUUCUUUGUGGCUGGUGGGUUUGUUUCUCCCCCACCCCUUCCUAAGAAAGAAAAGACAGUCAAGACAAAUGAAGACUUCAUCACCAUGAUCAUCACCAGGACAGCUGGGGAGAGAGCCACCAGGGGAAGAGAGGGGGACGUCUCACAGCAAGUCUGCGUCAUUCUGGGAGACAGGGUUUCAAAGAAGUGAAAGUAUUUGUCACCAGCAGGCAACAAGCGUCACCGAGCCCCCGGGACAGAUCAAAAAGGAGGAGAAAUUAUGGCCGGAGAAUUUUACAAGCAUCCUGAACAGUCUCCUGGAUGGUUAUGACAACAGGCUGCGUCCUGGAUUUGGGGAACAAUAUUUAGCUGGCUCCAUGUAUUGAAUCUGGGUUUUUGUGGCACAAUUGUUCCAGGAAGUAUCCGGGGCCAGGGUUUUUUUUCUGGUGCUAUAGGAGAAGCUAGACAGUGUGUUCUCUCUUUUGAUGGUACAAUUUGGGAGCUAAGGACCAAAAACCAUCAUGAUCCAGAACUGGGAGCACUGGCGGUUGGGAGUCUGAAAGGACAGGAAACAGGAAGGAGGGGUGAGGAGUUGAGGAAGCAGAGUGAGAGCUACAGAGGAUGCAGCAGCAGCUAGGUCCUGUUACUGAAGUCAAAACAGAUAUAUAUGUCACCAGUUUUGGACCUGUUUCCGAUGUAGAAAUGGAAUACACAAUGGAUGUCUUCUUUCGUCAGACAUGGGUGGACAAAAGAUUAAAAUAUGAUGGUCCCAUUGAAAUUUUAAGACUUAAUAACAUGAUGGUUUCGAAAGUGUGGACACCUGACACUUUUUUCAGGAAUGGGAAAAAAUCCGUCUCGCAUAAUAUGACAGCCCCAAAUAAACUCUUUAGAAUAAUGAGAAAUGGCACCAUCUUAUACACAAUGAGGCUUACCAUAAGUGCAGAAUGUCCCAUGAGAUUAGUGGAUUUUCCAAUGGAUGGUCAUGCUUGUCCUCUCAAAUUUGGGAGUUAUGCAUAUCCAAAGAGUGAAAUGAUUUACACCUGGACAAAAGGACCUGAGCAAUCCGUGGAAGUUCCUGAAGAGUCUUCCAGUUUAGUUCAGUAUGACCUGCUUGGGCAUACUGUGUCCACUGAAACUGUUAAAUCUAUUACAGGUGAAUAUGUUGUUAUGACAGUUUACUUCCACCUCAGACGGAAAAUGGGUUAUUUUAUGAUUCAGACAUAUAUCCCAUGCAUUAUGACUGUGAUCCUCUCGCAAGUGUCAUUUUGGAUAAAUAAGGAAUCUGUUCCAGCUAGAACCGUAUUUGGAAUAACGACAGUUUUGACAAUGACAACAUUGAGCAUCAGUGCAAGGCAUUCAUUGCCAAAAGUAUCCUAUGCUACUGCCAUGGACUGGUUCAUAGCUGUCUGCUUUGCCUUUGUGUUCUCUGCUCUUAUUGAGUUUGCUGCUGUCAACUAUUUUACUAACGUUCAAAUGGAAAAGGCCAAAAGGAAGACAGUGAAAUCCCUCCUUGAAUUUCCAGCCAUGCCGGUGAAGCGAGAACAGUGCACAGAAGAGGCACUCAUGACUACAGAUGCCAAUUCAAAUGUGAGGAAAAGAACAAAUGCCAUGGCACAGUCAGAAGCCGAUGUUGGGAACCGAACUGACACAGCAAACAGUUCCAUCCAACCUUCUGUGGUAACUCAGGGGUCUUCUGACAUUACACCCCAGUCUCUUUCAGCAUCAAGUCCAAACCCGUUCAGUCGCCUCAAUGUAUCAGAAACAUUGUCGUCUGCAAGAGCUACUCCUCCAGCUCCUCCCUCCACCCCAAUUUUAACUGGAUGCAUAACACAGCAUGCCACAGCUGGAUCCCCAUCCAUUCAUCAUUUACUUGGAUCUAGACUGGAGCAGAUUCAGACCACAGCUAAUACGGUGGGAGCAUCUGUAAAGCCGUCUGCUAUCUCUCCGUCUCCUGCUCCCCCUGCUUCCAGCUCUGGCACCAGUAAGAUAGACAAAUAUGCACGCAUUCUAUUUCCUGUCACAUUUGGAGCAUUUAACAUGGUCUACUGGGUAGUGUAUCUAUCCAAGGAUACCAUGGAAAAAUCAGAAAGUCUAAUGUAGUUUUGCUGCAAUAUAGUAGUUUCCUUAAUUAUUAUAACACAUUUGUUGCAGGGUUCCUUCUUUUAAAACUUUUUUUUAAGAGACCAUUUAUUCUUAUUUUACAAGGCUCUGUGCUAGGUUCCCACUGCAAAGAACAAGUUUAUUGGGACAAUUAACUAACUCAUCAUUGAGUAAAGGGUAAGAAAAUUGGCUUCUCUCUCCCAAAUGGGAACACAGAACUUGCCAUGGAGCGCAGGGAAGGGAAGAACAGUGAUGAGAAGUAAGUAGAAUGCAGACACACACAUUUAUGCAGUGUAAUGUGCACUGACUUUUAGUAGUAUACCAUAAUGAUUUUUACAAAUCACCACUGCCUAGACCCAGCAAUGCAUUUUCCACUAUGACUUGCAGUGACUGUUUGGGGGAUAUUUUUAAAUGCUGCCAGACAGGGACUUUUCCCUGCUAGAUUAAAGUUGAUGAAAGAAAUGAUGAGUGGUGACAGAAGAAAAUAGAGGGAGUCCUACU